GAUCAUGGGUCAUUGAUGGUUCAUAAUGGGUAAUAUGACACCUUGGGAUCGGAACGUUAUUAGACGUUCUGUCCUUGAAAGUGUUAAUUAACAUAACAUACUUAAGUAAUUAAAUCACUCAAUAAUUAUUGUACUUAAUGCCGAAACGGCUUCAGCUCAGGGUUACUUUUGAACCUCCAAAGCAUAUCAUGGCUCAAUUAGUCAUCUUAUUUCAGUGUACGUGGUUCCAGUGUGCCUUCCAUUUGCUAAUUUCAUCAUGAAGAGAGGAAGACAAACUACAGAGAUGCUCACUCACAUUGACUAUAUCACCGAUGUGCCAAGAGAUUUUAUUGACGAGGAAAAAGAGAUCAGGAAGCUGAGUUUGUUGCCAAGAGAGCUCUGUUAUCUAUAUGACGGGGAGAAGGAAGAUACCACCAAAUUCGUGAAGGACCGCAUGGCUUGUACCACUGGCUGCGGGUUCCACUCCGGGUCGCCAAGCUUGGUACAUGAACACACGGGACAUUGGUCUAUCGUCGCCUUAUCUAUUGGAGGAGCCCCCUGUCCAGACCCGCUGCGCCCGCGCCGACCCCCGACCCCCCCGCGCCACAUCCUGCUGCACCCCUACGUCCCCUGGAUCACAGCCGCCAUCGCUGGGAGACCCGUCGGGGCUUUCGACAAGGAUGAUCCUUUUGGCUACACGAUGCUUCGAGCUUCCCCGUAUGAUUUAGAGGACACCCACGGCUGGGUGGGUCACUGGUGGAUGGGCGGAGCGCGCUGCCGCGACCGAGGGGAGAUGGCAGACGAUAUAUUCAAGUUCUACCACGAGAUCUUCCAGAUCAAACCGUCUACUAAAACGUACUUCACAUACUAUAUCGAAGUAAGUUUUUACAGCAACCACAUGUCCGGGAUAAGAUGCAGCUGAACGCUUCCACGAUUUCUUUACCUUCUUCUUCUAU
Molecule: messenger RNA, 935 nt
Organism: Pectinophora gossypiella (pink bollworm)
Lineage: Eukaryota; Metazoa; Arthropoda; Insecta; Lepidoptera; Gelechiidae
Exons: 5
Coding region: 257-901 (214 amino acids)
Source: RefSeq, a predicted model, not a curated record